AUGGAUUCCAUCUCCUACACAAGAACCUUUGUCGAUUGCCUAAUCACAGAAUUAGCUCAAUAUCAACUCGGGCACCAGGGCCAGACACAGAUUCCACAGGCCUUUCCCGGAUUGUCGGCAUUACCGACAAGCCUGAAACCAUUGAUGUUGACAUUGCACUGUCUCUUCCCCAACGAUUUCCUCCCAGCUCUUGAUAUCCUUGACCGCAAACUCGUGCGCCAGAUUAUGCGCAUGAACCAAUGCGAUGCUACAACAUCUAACCCAGACACGCCCACAGCCCGGUUGGAGCCCGAGGAUAUUUUCCUCGUGAUAUCUGCCUCGGCACCGCCUUCAUCUCCAGAUGCUUCGUCGACUAGACCUCCCACUCGCGAGCAAGAAAAGGGGUACGAGGUUCGGCUGCGUGCCUGGAAUUGCAGCUGUCCUACAUUUACCUUGUCUGUAUAUCGCGACUCUUUCCCACGUCCCGAAUCAGUUACAGCAAAUCACCCUAGUGUUGGGGCAGCCGGACCUAACAAGAAUGGGCUGCCCGAGUACUCAUUUGGUGGGAUGCUGGCGUGUGAUACAACCUGGGUUUCACCCCCUGCCUGCAAACAUAUCCUGGCCUGCCUUUUGUAUGUACGGUGCCCAGAGCUGUUCGGAGUUCACGGGCAUGGCAGGGUUACUGUCUCCAUGGAAGAAAUCGCCGGCUGGUGUGCUGGUUGGGGUGGUUGA
Messenger RNA from Penicillium paradoxum, 711 nucleotides. RefSeq lists its product as uncharacterized. The record is from RefSeq and is a predicted model, not a curated record. The coding region runs from base 1 to 711 and encodes 236 amino acids. NCBI's taxonomy places the organism in Eukaryota, Fungi, Ascomycota, Eurotiomycetes, Eurotiales, Aspergillaceae. Gene Ontology annotation, molecular function: zinc ion binding. The transcript has a single exon.